Molecule: messenger RNA, 2141 nt
Organism: Athalia rosae (coleseed sawfly)
Lineage: Eukaryota; Metazoa; Arthropoda; Insecta; Hymenoptera; Athaliidae
Exons: 12
Coding region: 142-2073 (643 amino acids)
Source: RefSeq, a predicted model, not a curated record
GGUUUUCACUUUUUGUCCUCUUAACAAGAGGUGUUUUGCCAACUGAUAGAUAUUCUGAUGCAUUGGCUAAUCGUCUUGCGGGCUAGCUGAUUAGCUCGAUAAGAAAUAGAUAAUACCAUUGCCAAUAUUGUGCGAGCAUGUAUGCUCACUGUCAAUAAUCAGCAGGUUGUUCAAUGGUACGAGUCUACAAUGUAUGAAAAAACGUAUAUCUGGAUAAGCGUGGGAUUAUUACUAAUUCCCUUUAUUUCCUCGACAGAUUUAAGGCGUAUAUUGCCAAUGAAUUUGAAAAUUCGAAUGGGAGAAGAUAUGCAGCUUCGCUUAACAAGAAUAUUACCUGACAAUAUAUCUUGUUAUGUGAAAACCCCUUUGCUCACGACCUAUAAUCUUGAAAGCACUGAGCUUGACAGCAGUGGAAGACUUAGUUAUUGGACUGAAAACGGAGAAUGUGGUCUAAGAGUGAAAAACGUAACACAACUAGAUGCAGGGGCAUGGAGGUUGACUGCAAAGAAUGAUAGCACAACCAUUGUGGAUGUUACCUUCGUUGAAGUUUUAGACAAAGUGACACCAUCAGAUAUACAGGUCGCAAUCGAAAGCGGUCUACCAUAUACCCUGCUCCUAGAGGAAAAUACUGAAUAUUGUAACAUUCAGCAGCCCCAUUCUGAACAGACCAUACUAGUAGGUGGAGUCUGUCAAAUUGAUUUGAAUCAACCCACCCUGGCUGUUCAAGGCAACUGGAUAGGGAUGGCUGGCAUAGUUGGCCAAAUACAGGAAGUCACUGCCCACGUGAAAUUGAAUGUGUAUCAUGACAAACUUGUCUCUGGGUUCAUACAAGACAGUACCACGAAUGCUAUACACGCAUAUUGCUAUCUUCAGGAUUCCGAAGAGAGCUUAGACUUCUGCAGAUUUUCUCGAGCUGACAAUGAUAAGAUUGGGUUCCGAUUGAGUGAAGGGUUGCGUAAUGGCCGAUAUUCAUACUUUGGAGCUGGACUAGAGAAUGGCUAUUGCGGUAUGACAAUUGAAUCUCCAAUGCCAGAGGAUUAUGGACAAUGGCAAUGCUCUGUUGGCGUGAAAGAUGAAAAACCAUUUGGCAGUAUAAUCCAAAUCUACAGUCACACUAGUGGAGCUAUGAUGGCUAGAGCUUUGCCCACUGAAUUGUCUGUCACACACUUACGAGGAAAGUUACAGCUGAGAUGUGAAGCUACUGUUUCAAUUAGUUAUUGCUGGUUGGUUGCCCCAGAUGGUACAAUAUUUAAUCCAGAUCCAAGAUCGACAAAAGCCGAUGCUCCAUACAAAUAUAUUGGUGAUGGGUUUGGAAAAGGACAGUGCGCCUUAGAAAUAUAUAUUUCAGAAAUGAGUCAUGAUGGAGAAUGGAUUUGUCAUAUGGGACCUGAAGAACUUGGUUUUGAACUGACAACUGCAAUAAAUGUUAGGAUCUCAGAUACACCUCUAGCAGCUGAGAAUCGCCGAAUUGAAGUCACACGUGAUGAAUCUUUGAGCUUACAAUGUAGAAUUGUGCCCGAAAAAAUUUCAAUUGAAUAUUGCAGAUUUCUUAUGCCCGAUGGCACUGGAAUACAUAUUAGUGAUGAAAUAACAGAGAACAACCCGUUAAUACUUGAAGGCACUCGAUACUGGUUUAGUGGUGAAUCUUUACAUUUAGGUGGGUGUGGAAUAAAAGUUGACAAAGCCUCAUCCAAACACAUUGGUAAUUGGACAUGCGCUGCCCGCCUCCUGCUGGGUGGAAACGGAGAAGAAGCAUUGGAUAGAAUUGCUGUACAUGUCAUAGAACCAAGUGUUAUUCAUGAGACAAAUUUAGAGUCUUUGACUGCUAGUGCAACAACUGGAAUAGUAAUGGGAGUAGGCCUCUUGCUAUUAAUUCUUGUAGCAGGGUCUCUGUACGCGAUUAAACGACUCAAAGCUGGACCACAAAUGGAUACCUACUCAUUGAACACCGUUUCUAUAACAGGGACUGAUUCUAGAAGAAGUUCUAGUUCCACUAACUCUAAUGGAGAUUUAAUUGACAUGACAGUAAACACUCCUACAAUACUAUACAACAGUUCAAGUAGUCAUAAUUAGACAACGGUAACUAAGCCAUGAAACAUCGGGACUAAAUGCGAUUUGUAGAAAUAAAAGAAUUGAACGUA